AUGCAAUCUAUUCAGCCGUUUCUGCUAGACGAGUGGCUAAGGGAAAAUGAACCCAAAUGCCAUCUCUUUCUUCAAGGUUCAUCUGCAGGAUCCCAUUCCAUAGACAGUCUCAAGGGAUUGACGCCUGACUCGACUCGAGAUCCUAUUGAUCGGAGUUUGGCACUCACUUACGGAAAAAGUCUAGGCUUUGACAGCUUGCGAAAGCGCAUUGCUGAACUUCACUCGUCGAAGGAAGUCACUCUAACGACUAGCAACGCAGUCAUCACAUCUGGCUCAAUUUCCGCAAAUUAUCUUGCUCUGUCAACGGUCCUCAACAGUGGUGACCAUGUCAUCUGCCAAUACCCGACCUACGGGCAAAUUUAUGAAUUGCCGAAACAUUUUGGCGUCGAGGUCAGCUUAUGGAAGUCAACGGCUGAGAGAAAUUGGAUCCCGGACUUGAAGGAUCUUGCGUCACUAGUGAGACCAAACACCAAAGCUAUUCUCAUCACUAAUCCAUGCAACCCAACAGGGACAGUCUUACGGCGAGAUAUGCUGGACGGCAUUAUCACAGUGGCCAAGCAGCACCACCUGAUUCUCUUUGCCGACGAGGUCUUUCGACCGCUUUUCCAUUCUCCGAACGAAGAACAUCCACCAUCUGUGGUAGCAAUGGGGUAUCAGAAAACUAUUUGUACUAGUUCCUUGUCCAAGGCACACGGUCUGUCAGGCAUUAGAGUUGGCUGGGUGGUCAGCCCAGAUCCACAGAUUAUGAAGCAAAUUGUUGUGGCAAGGGACUACACUACAGUCAGCGUUUCGCAGCUUGACCAAUGCGUCGCUAUGUUUGCCCUCUCGCCUGAGGUUCUUCCUCGCUUGAUGGAUGUCAACCUAGAGCGGUGUGCGAAAGGAAUAGCCUUGCUUGAUGGCUUUGUUCGCGAGAACUCGAAGUGGUGCCAAUGGGUCCCACCAGCUGGGGCUGGGGUAGGCUUCAUUCGGAUUUGUAAGGAGAACGGAGACCCAAUUGAUGAUGCAGACUUCUGUGGGCGAUUGGCAAGCGAGCGUGGAAUUUGCGUGGUGCCAGCGGGCCAUUCAUUUACUGGUGAUGACAAAGAUGAUCUUAAAGGUUAUGUUCGACUUCCAUUAGGGGACUGGCAAGAGCUAAAACAGGGCCUACCAGUGGUGGCUAGUUUCCUUGCUAGCUAUAUGGCUAAAACAUAG
Molecule: messenger RNA, 1191 nt
Organism: Fusarium subglutinans
Lineage: Eukaryota; Fungi; Ascomycota; Sordariomycetes; Hypocreales; Nectriaceae
Product: aspartate aminotransferase
Exons: 5
Coding region: 1-1191 (396 amino acids)
Biological process (GO): biosynthetic process
Molecular function (GO): pyridoxal phosphate binding; catalytic activity
Source: RefSeq, a predicted model, not a curated record